Mytilinidion resinicola is the source of this 546-nucleotide messenger RNA. RefSeq lists its product as uncharacterized. Bases 77 to 454 code for a protein of 125 amino acids. NCBI's taxonomy places the organism in Eukaryota, Fungi, Ascomycota, Dothideomycetes, Mytilinidiales, Mytilinidiaceae. The record is from RefSeq and is a predicted model, not a curated record. The transcript is spliced from 3 exons.
CUCCUCGAUCUCACGAUUCUUCUCGGUCCACUCACAAACUUGACACAAGGAUCCGGAUACCUUUUCACUUUCCAAAAUGUCACAGAAAGGCGGCACCUAUCGUCCAUCGGACGCCAAUGUGGCUACGCAGUCCAGAUCUAGGUCUCCGACUCGCAGCCACGAGGACAAGAAGACCAAGGAUGGGGAAUCGACUGCAGACGAGAAAAACGAAAGCGACGCCGUUGCUUUGCGGUCCGAUUCUUCCACGCAGGCUCAAGGCCAGGAUGACGGCAAGACUGAUGGUCAGGAGUGGGCGGUUGUAAACAAGCCUCAAGACGAACCGAACACACUUAGUGGCGGGGGCGUGUCGAGUCACUUUGAUCUUCAGCUUGGCUGGGGCAGAUACAAGUUCACCUUGUUCAGCUGGGAUUUGAACGUCAAGAAGGAGCAUACUCACCGAGAUGGGGAAACAUAGGGUCGAAUCACAGGGACGAGGGCAGUUCAAUGCACACAAAAUUGCAAGCGGUGAGAUGCUGGUUCUGAGGGAACGGAAAAGAGCGGAGGAGG